Molecule: messenger RNA, 666 nt
Organism: Protopolystoma xenopodis
Lineage: Eukaryota; Metazoa; Platyhelminthes; Monogenea; Polystomatidea; Polystomatidae
Source: the annotation of a GenBank genome assembly
AUGCUGAGCCUUCUAUUUACCGGCCUAGUCUGGUUUGCCGUGGUUCCACUUCGCGAGGUUCCCGCUUUUGGCCUAGUUGUCGCGGUAAUCUUCCAAGAAGCCAUGAGAUUCGCCCUAUUUAAGCUUAUCUCCAAGACCGACGCCGGAUUGCAUGCAAUCGCCGUAUCUGCACGGGCCUCUGUCCAUUUUGCAGGGUCUGGACAUCCACCAGAAGUUGCUUGUUCUUCUUCUCCACAAUCACCAGAAUCGAUCUUACCUCCCGUUGGUUCUCAAAACAUUUCGAUAGCACCUUGUUCUAGCGCCUUAGAAUCUCCCUUAUCAACUAACAACCCAUUAUCAGCUGGUCUGUCCGAACGAAAGAUUCUCGAUGAUGCAGCAAACGAUAUCACCUCUGUCGAACCACAAAUUGCAACUUCGAGUAGUGGCGAUUGCAGUGGCAAUCUAUAUCAGCGCAUCUCUGUGUCGACUCGGAAACCUGUCAUCACAAAUCUGGUGCCAAUCUCGGCAACCGGACUCGCUAUGCUGAAUGCUGGGUUGGCGCAUGAUGUCGUUCAAAACAACCAUUUAGAAACAAACGUUCCAGACACCUGCACUAUUGGUAAGCUUUGCUUUGAUCUGGGCCAAUUUGGCAACAGCCAAAGACAUCUCCAGUGUGCACGAAUAUAG